AUAAUUCACAAUGUCUUCAUCACCGCUCUGCGACAACAACAUGCAUCUCUUUCUCCUCUUCUUCUACCUUUUCUUCUCCGUUAACCUCUCUUCACAACACAACACCACCGCAACCUCAUUCUCACUCUCUUUCCCUCUAACCCCACUUUCUCUCUCCACCAACACAACCUCAAAGAUGCUAUAUACCUCUAUGGUUUCAAACCCACGACUCAAAACACCUUCUUCUUCCUACAACUACAAGUUAUCGUUCAAGUAUUCGAUGGCUCUCAUCGUGAACCUUCCCAUCGGAACGCCACCGCAGGUUCAGCCAAUGGUGUUGGACACCGGAAGCCAACUCUCUUGGAUUCAGUGUCACAAAAAAGCACCCAAACCUCCCCCAACGGCGUCGUUUGACCCUUCUCUCUCUUCCACUUUCUCUAUCCUUCCUUGCACUCACCCUGUUUGUAAACCCCGAAUUCCCGAUUUUACCCUUCCCACUUCGUGUGACCAGAACCGCCUCUGCCAUUACUCUUACUUCUACGCCGACGGGACAUACGCCGAGGGAAAUCUCGUCAGAGAAAAAUUUACCUUUUCUCGUUCCCUUUCUACCCCUCCCUUGAUACUCGGUUGCGCCACGGAAUCUACCGACCCCAGGGGCAUUUUGGGAAUGAAUCGGGGACGCUUGUCCUUCGGUUCUCAGUCAAAAAUAACUAAAUUCUCUUACUGCGUACCCAUUCGUCAAACCCGACCCGGAUCCAUCCCGACCGGGUCGUUUUACCUCGGUGACAACCCGAAUUCAUCCGGGUUUAAGUAUGUUGAAAUGUGCACUUUUGCUCAGAGUCAACGCAUGCCGAACCUUGACCCGUUGGCAUACACCGUCCCCAUGCAGGGAAUAAGGAUCGGCGGGAAGAGGUUGAAUAUUUCGCCGGCGGUUUUCCGUGCGGAUGCUGGCGGGUCUGGUCAAACCAUGGUUGACUCCGGGUCCGAGUUUACGUAUCUGGUUAAUGAGGCUUAUGAUAAGGUGCGGGCGGAAGUAGUGAGGGUUGUAGGGCCAAGGAUGAAGAAGGGUUACGUGUACGGUGGAGUUGCUGACAUGUGCUUUGAUGGGAACGCGGUUGAGAUCGGACGGUUGAUAGGGGACAUGGUGUUUGAAUUUGAGAAGGGCGUGGAAAUUGUGAUUCCCAAGGAGAGGGUUCUCGCUGACGUUGGAAGUGGGGUCCAUUGCGUGGGGAUUGCAAGCUCAGAUAAAUUGGGUGCGGCCAGUAACAUUAUUGGAAAUUUUCACCAGCAAAACCUGUGGGUGGAGUUUGAUCUGGCCAAUCGUAGAGUGGGAUUCGGUGGCGCUGAUUGUAGCAGAUUGGCUAAGUAGCGAGAGGGAGGGGGAACGGUUCGAUACGUGUUGGUGCAUGUUACUUACGUGUUUCCGCUGUAGCUAACUACUAGCUAGGGUUUAAAACAAGUUUUUGCGCGAAGGAAAUAUCAACGUAUCACGUGCGUGAUCUCUGAUCAUCAGAGCGAUGAUUGUGAAAUUGAAAUCACACGGUCCAAGAAAGAAGAAGAAAAAGCAAUCUUCCACAUCUGGUACCAUGAUGCCACGAAAAUGUCGUUCGUUUCGAAACGACGCAAAGAUGUGGGGCUUUUUUGUACGAUGCGUCAAGGCACAUUAGUUACACUAUCGUAUGAACGAGAUUGAUCGAUGUAUAUAUGAGGAUUAGAGGAGAUAUUAUAAUAUUAUUAAUAUUAAUAUAAAUACAAAUGAACCAUGGGUUUCUUUUAAAAGAUAUAUAAUAUAUUGUAUAUGUUAAUAUGAAUGUCCUACUUGAACCUUCUAUUUAAUUGUGUUAUUUACUUUUGCAUUUAACGACCAGUUUCAAAUGAUAUAGCCCAGUUCUUUCAAGGGUUAACUAAAUCUGAUGCUCAUUGCUGCUUGCAUGCAUUUACAAAAUCACUAUCUAUCAUUUACAUAUGUGGUGGGUUGAAGACCUAAACCCCCAUGAUUGCAUCUUAAUAUGUCAUUGUCGUGCUAAUAAUGAACCCCCUUUUAACAACCCUCAAAUGCGUGUUCUGCAUUAAGUUCAAAAGCUCGUAUAUAAAUGAAUAUAAAACCAAUUUAAUGUUUUUAUUGAUGGUAUUGGGAACCGUGUAAAUGGAUGUAAUUUGUAACUUUUAGGUUAUAGCUAAGCUGCAGAUAUGCACAUUUUUAUCAGAGCAAAAAAUAAUGCAUCCUAAUUGGAAUUUUGCCAUUGACAAGUUCUAUAGGUGGAUUGAAAAUGACUCGUGUAUUUGGUUAGUAAUGACGGCUGUUAAGUCCUUUCUUAACUCUUCACGGAAGACGCUUAUAAGUUUAAACCAAUUGAUGAUGCACUAAUGCCAAAAAGAAAUUUUGACAUUAGGAUACAAUAAAAUAAGGUUUAUCGAGAAAAGGAAAAGGUUAUGUCUUUGAUAAGAAAAAGGACAAAAGCGUUAGAAGUAGAAGGGAAAAGCAAAAGAGAUUUUAUAAUUAUUAAGAAGAAUAAUACUUUAACGCACUCUUUUUAAUAUAUUUUUAUUGUUAAUUA
This is a messenger RNA of Abrus precatorius (Indian licorice), 2537 nucleotides long. RefSeq names its product aspartic proteinase PCS1-like. Gene Ontology annotation, cellular component: extracellular region. Bases 11 to 1348 code for a protein of 445 amino acids. The transcript has a single exon. The record is from RefSeq and is a predicted model, not a curated record. Lineage: Eukaryota; Viridiplantae; Streptophyta; Magnoliopsida; Fabales; Fabaceae.